This is a messenger RNA of Cannabis sativa, 1725 nucleotides long. RefSeq lists its product as uncharacterized. NCBI's taxonomy places the organism in Eukaryota, Viridiplantae, Streptophyta, Magnoliopsida, Rosales, Cannabaceae. The transcript has 6 exons. Bases 88 to 1446 code for a protein of 452 amino acids. The record is from RefSeq and is a predicted model, not a curated record.
UUUCAUAAAAUUGGCGCCAAUUUCAUUCACCCGGCAACAAAUACUAAAGCAAAAACUCAAGCAUGCUCCUUUGCUCUGAGAAAUUUGAUGGAGCUUUCCAAAUCACACCUCCGAAGCUCUGAUUUGUCUAUCUCCAAUUCUUCGGAUUCUCAGAUUUUGGGCUCUUCUUCAUUUUCGCUUUCCCUUCUCUCUGAGCCUCCUGAGCUAGAACACUGGUUCCCAAGCUAUAAGUAUGAAUCACCCUUACUAGACACCAAUUGUGAAUUUGGGGAUUCUAUUUCUGGAAAAAGUGAAAUUGAGUACAAGAAAUUUAGCCAAGAACAGGAAGAAAAUUUGGAUGGGUUUGAAGGAUUUGAAAAUAAAGAUGAAACCCUCGUUGGGCAGAAGCUGAAGUCAAAUGGGUCUUCAGAAUAUAGCUGCUAUUUGGGGAGUGAUAAAGAUGAAGAUCAGUGUUUGAGUGAGAAUGCUGAUUCUGCAUACUCGGCUUCACUUCUUUCUGAGCCAAUUGACGUGAGAAACUGGCUCUCAAGCUAUGUGUAUGAAUCUCCAAUUUUGGAUACUGCUGAUGGUUUCAAAGAUUCUCUUGCUAAGGAGACUGAAUGUGAAAACAAUGAGUUUAUGGCUGAAGAGAGUAAAAGAAAUAACUAUAGAGAGUUCAGGAGAAAUAAAAGUAGUGAUGAUGCUGAAAUUUCAAAUGGGCUUGGCGACUAUGACAACAAAACAUGUGAAUAUUACAAACAUGGAAAACAGUCUUCUGACAAGAAUGAUUCAAGGAGUGGAGACAGUCAAACCUUGGCAAGUGACAGAGGUGUGUGCUUUGACACUGUCCUUACAAAAUGCUUAAAAGGCAAAGCACUACAAAACCAGGAAAUUAGUCCAGCUAAAGAUGUUGAGUUACCAAAUUUGGAUCAAGAAGAUCACAAAGGCAAACAAAACUUAUCUAAAGUUAUUAGUAUUGCGGCUACAAGAGUUGGAGAAUCUUCUGAAGAGUUGGCACGUACAAUGGAGAAUGUUAAGGAUUCAAAAACAAAUGGUCACUUGGAAGUAGAAGCUAGCUUUCUAUCACCUAAGAGUGGUAAUCUGAAGACAGAUGAGCUUAUGGUUUUUGCAGCAUCAAUUGAAAAAUCAACUCAUGGAUGUGAAAACGACGGAGAAGAAACUUCAAAAGAUGGUUUUGUAACAACAAGAAAAGGUAGAUUUAACAAAGAAAAUGAAGAAAAUCUAUUUGAAUUGCCAAAGAAGAAGAAAAGAGGGACAGAUUCAUUAGCUGGUGGAAGAAGUUCUGUUGUAGAAGUACAAAGAAAGGCUUUAGUUGAAAGAACAAACUUUAGUCUCUCUGGGGUACCUGAGGCUACUGGAAAAUGGCAAUGCCCCCAGAAAAGAAAGCCAAAUCAUGGGCCACCAUUGAAACAGCUUCGCCUUGAGAGAUGGGUCCAUAGGCUGUGAGAGUUCCCAACUUUGACUACUGUAAGGUCUGGUCUUGCAUUAGGACACUCUUAGGCUGAUGAUCAUGUCAUAACGUAACCCCAGUUGGUCCUUGUGUUAGGUUAGGUGUACCAAAAGGCCAAAUUAAACUACAAAUAACACUUAUUUUCUAAGUUUCAUUUGUAAAAUCGAAUGUAUUGUAUUAGGAGCAUUGCUAAUGAUGUCUAAAUACUACUAUGAGGUGACACUUGUUAGUAAAAUUUCAUAAAGUUUAUUAUAUAUUUUAAUUACUUAUAACAA